GGCCCUGGCCUCUUCUUCCCGUCCGGCCUGACCUACUCCACAUCGCAGUCCCUGCCGCAGGCCAUCCCGGCCGGUGCAACUACGGUCCAGGUCGCAGAUGCCAGCCUCUUUGCGGUCGGAGACACCGUGGCCUUUUCGAGCCUCGCAGGCCUGCAAUUCAUGUUCGGCCUUUUGCAAGUCCGAGACACCGUUGCCAAGACAGACUUGGUAGAGACUAAGAAUGUGACUGCCGUCGCUGCCAACACUUUGACACUUGACUCUCCUCUUGCGAACAGCUACUCCAGCGACGCCACCAUCACCGUGGUCACGGCGCCCGUGACACCACCGGUGACGACCACCACGACCACGACAACACCCUUGCCGCCAACAAGUCGUCCCGGAAGAUCUUUGCUGAUCACGGCGGAGAGCGGCGUGUUCCUGUGUAAGAUUCCUGCGGUUGGCGCAAGCGGCUCGGGCUUGGACCCAAGCAACUCCACCUUCUGCAAGACAAUGGCGCUGCCCGGCGACACUGAGCAGAACCCGCCUGCCGGCCUGAACAAACCCUUCCGGUCCAUCCAGGCGGACAAUGGUGACAUCAUUGUGGUGGACAAGGACAACGGCCGCAUUCAGCGAUGUCCCCUUGCCGGGCCUUGUUUCACGGUGGCCCCGGUGGGUAAUAUGACCUUGAACCAACCGCGUGCCGUGCAGCUGGACCAGGCCGGGAGGUACGUGAUUGCAGACUUCAGCGGCGUGAAGCGGUGCGAUGCAACGAGCUGCGUGCAUUUGGGCCCUGCCCCCACAUUUCCCGAUCCGUCUGACCUUUCAUACUCGCAGAGUGUGUUGGAUGGGGCGUCGGAUGUGCGCCUGGAGGGUUCGGACCACUUCGUGACUUCCGCCGUGAACGGCAACGGAGUGCAGAAGUGCCAGGCGGUAGUGAACGGAACAUGCGACAUCAUCCUGAACGUGCAGAUGUCCUGCGCCGUCGUUGGGGAAGAUGGUUACUUCUUCUGUGACCCGGCCUUCAACGGCAACGAUGACAGCAUCAAGUUCUGCCGCUUUGAGGAUGUGGAGUGUCAAGACAACGCUCUCACCGUUGUGGCCGGAGGGGUGCGUGGGAGCGGGCCUACACAGAUGCGCUCGCCUGGGGACGUGCUGGUGGAUGAGACGGGCAGUUUCAUCGUGGCAGACUCUUUCCAGAACAACCGCAUUCAGCGAUGCCCGCCGCGGCAGGACCCCAACAUCGCCGAAGUUUGUGAGACCUUGUUCCAGGGCCCUG
Molecule: messenger RNA, 1255 nt
Organism: Symbiodinium necroappetens
Lineage: Eukaryota; Dinophyceae; Suessiales; Symbiodiniaceae
Source: the annotation of a GenBank genome assembly